UUCCACUUUAUUAACAUAAAAUUUAUUCAAACAAGGAAAAAAUUACAAAUGGAAUAAUACCGUUUUUGGAUCGGAACUCACAAAAGGGAAUGGUUUUGUUCAUGUUGUCGGAAUCUAAAAAAAAAGCUACAAAUUGGGAACAAAUUACAAAGAAACAUGGGAGUGUACAAUGCGUGAAGGGUUGUUGUUGUUAUUCUCUCAUCAUCAGUUUUAUGAAACCGAAAGAAAAAAAGGAUUUUGUUUUGUUUUGUCUGUCCUCGGUUGUCACUUGUUGUCGUCCCAUCCAGAUUCCGAGCAGACAAGAGAAAAAGGGCAAAUUUUUAUGUUUUUUUUUGUUGGUUCUCAUCAGGUAAAGAAUUUACAUGUAAUCAUUGACGCCGG
Messenger RNA from Arabidopsis thaliana (thale cress), 381 nucleotides. RefSeq lists its product as uncharacterized. Bases 90 to 353 code for a protein of 87 amino acids. The transcript has a single exon. The record is from RefSeq and is marked reviewed. NCBI's taxonomy places the organism in Eukaryota, Viridiplantae, Streptophyta, Magnoliopsida, Brassicales, Brassicaceae.